CCACCGACUCUCUGCGCCCCGCUCGCCCCGUCUUCGCCCACGGCGGCGAUUGUGCAUCGAGUCGCUUGUGUUCCGUGUGACCCCGCGAAAUCAAUGCACAUCUGCCCCAAUUGUAUUCCAACAGCGGGGCGGCGAGUUCUUCGAAGCUCCUCAACGUCUCUGCAAAGCCUAUCGCGCUCGGGAUACCACGCUCACACUUCGCUCUGGUUCUCAUCGUACCUGUGCUGACACAUCACCUUCCAUCGGCUCCCCGGCGACGUCCUUACCACCGAUGACUCGGUCUUCGGCAUAUGCAGCGCGACGUGCGUAGUAAGUAUAUACACUGACGCCUCUACUGACGUGCUGCGAUGCUUAGCACAUACCAUAUGGAUCGUCCAAGCACAUUUCGGAAGAUUCGGACGGUCGCGAUGAAUGCUUGGUCACAGCGCUUCGUGUUAGGACCUCAAGAUCCAGACCUCUCAUGUCUAUGCCUUUUGGAGGUCUGCUGUGUUCGACGUACGAACGCCCCCGACAGGCUCCUCGCUUUGCCGCCGCUCAGACCGCUUCACCAACCAGGAAACCGACCAAUCCACCUUGCCCCUUGCUUUGGUUUCACCAUGAACGUCAUAGGUGUCACCGGUUCACCCCGCGCAUCCGACGCGACAUAGUUGCGAAGCUGCUCAGGAUCAUCGGUUGCUGGUGUUGGAUAGCUGAGAAGCGUCGUCCUAGUUAUUGAGUUAACAACAGACUUCGAUCGUUUUGGUGGGGGGGGGCGGCAAAGAUAGUCAUCAU
Trametes versicolor FP-101664 SS1 is the source of this 771-nucleotide messenger RNA. RefSeq lists its product as uncharacterized. The record is from RefSeq and is a predicted model, not a curated record. Lineage: Eukaryota; Fungi; Basidiomycota; Agaricomycetes; Polyporales; Polyporaceae. The annotation marks the transcript as partial. The transcript is spliced from 3 exons.